AUGGCCUUCACCCUUUACUCGCUGCUGCAGGCUGCUCUCUUCAUCGUCAAUGCUGUGGUCACCGUCACGUGUGAUGCAGUUGGCUGGGGAAGUGAUCAAGGGAUUGGAGGAUUUGGAGAGGAACCAGGAAUUAAGGCACAGCUAACGAACCUUAUCCGAUCUGUACGGACCGUUAUGAGAGUGCCAUUAAUAGCAGUGAACUCCGUUACAAUCAUUCUCCUCCUGUUGUUCGGUUGAAGAUACUUUUGGACAUC
Molecule: messenger RNA, 254 nt
Organism: Phalacrocorax carbo (great cormorant)
Lineage: Eukaryota; Metazoa; Chordata; Aves; Suliformes; Phalacrocoracidae
Source: RefSeq, a predicted model, not a curated record